Molecule: messenger RNA, 1872 nt
Organism: Limanda limanda (common dab)
Lineage: Eukaryota; Metazoa; Chordata; Actinopteri; Pleuronectiformes; Pleuronectidae
Gene: pigx
Product: phosphatidylinositol glycan anchor biosynthesis, class X
Exons: 6
Coding region: 105-839 (244 amino acids)
Biological process (GO): GPI anchor biosynthetic process
Cellular component (GO): endoplasmic reticulum membrane
Source: RefSeq, a predicted model, not a curated record
GAAUCAAACCCAUAGAUCACACCUGUUGUAACCCUUUGAGAAGCUUAUGAUAUAUACUAUAAAUAGUGUGUAAAUAGGUCGUUGAAAUCCGCCAUUAAUAUUUGAUGUAUUUGAUAUUGCUCUCUGCGUUGACCUGGUUAGCGACGUGUCAAUGUUCUAUCGAACAGGACACGAAGGAUUGUGAUCUUCUGAAGCUGUGGCUUGAAUCCACAUCAGUGUCAGUGGAGCUUAGUAAACAGGGUUUCCACAGGGAGGUAAUAACCACUGUUGAGCUCAGCCCUGCUCUGCUCAGUAGUGUCAGAGUUCUGCUGGUUUAUCGAUGGCCUCAAGGUGUCUUCAUCGAUCCGUACCAGCUCGCAUCCCUGAGAGAUCAAAGGGAUUGGCAGAUAUUGCUGGAUUCAGACAUUGACCUCGAGGUGCCUGCUGAAAAGACUUCAGGAUUUGUCAGCUAUGUGUUUCCCAGCCCUGAUGAUCCAACUCCCAGGCUACUAAAAGUAACAAUUCCAAUACAUGGCCGCUACCAUGAGCCCUCUUCAGUUGGGAAAUCAUUUGCAUCGGUCGACAUCCAACCUCCUGAGCUGCUGCUACGGGAUGACAAAUGUUUGCAGCUCAACAACUUGGAGCCUUACACUGUUGUGGAGGCCCCCUGCACUGUAGACAACUCAAGCACUUGUUCAUGGGUUACAAUCCAGCAGCAUCAGCGUGGCCCCGUGAGUUUACGGAUCCCAGUCGGUGACCGGUCUCUGGUGACGCCUGUGUGCGGUGGAACUCUUCUGGUCACAAUGAUCUGCUGUGUGGUUCUGUCCAGAUACAUGUGGAAUCAUCAAAUUAUUCAGUGAUGAUCAGCAUACCUCAAUUGUAUACAUAAUUGAAUAGUUUUGUCUGAUACUGGGAUCAUUAUGAUAUUAUUAGGAUCAUCAACAUCAAAUAGGCAUUCAGAGAUAACACUGCACAGAUAUAAAUAGAAGGUCCCUUUGAGAUGACACUAACAAGAUCAGGUUUUAUAAUUUUUCUGGAUUUUCUCUGCAAAAUAAUCUAGAAAACCCACUUUUUAAAACAGGCCAAAAUUAGUGCAAGUAAACAUGUUUUUUGUGGUAAAUCUUCUUUUUCCCUAUAAUCAUGGCUCACAGAUAGUAGCAUAGCCUAGGGCAUAGCGGAAGAUGGCCUUUGUUUAUUUAAUCAGUUUGAAACACUUAACUCAUGAAUGAGGUGUUGCCACCUAUCAUGUUUAUAGGAAGCUCUUAAUCCUAUUUGCAUAUAAUAUUUAAGAUCCAAGUAACCAAAAGUAAAAUCUACUCUUAACUUCCACAGCUUCCUGUGCCAAGAUGUGUCCAUCUUAAUAUUUGUUGACAGUGAAGCUUCUUUUUAUUCUGUUGUACCUUGGGCUGGGCAAUACAACAAUAUCAAUGAUUAUUGCAAUACAAUUUUAAUAGAUAGCAAAGGUUCAAUGUAUAUUUAAAUAUUUAUUAUGCAUUGUGCACAGUGAGGAGGCAUAACACUUAAUUGAAAGUGUUUCUCUCUGCUUGUGAAGUAGAGUUUAAAACCACAACCUUUGCCCUGCAGCGAAAAACUGUAUUUAAACUUAACAGAAAUAAUAUGACGUUUAUCAUGAUAAUUGUUGAUAUUGACUGACAUUUUUCAGCCACAUCGUCCAGCCUUAGUUCUACUUAUGUUGUCAUGAAAUAAUAAUAAAAAAUGUCAUAAAACUAUAGUGCAUAUUGGGGCCAGGUAUAAACCUAACAUGCAGUAUUUUAACUACAACCUUUGUGCUUUUGUAAAUUGUUAUUAAUAAAAUAUUUUGAGAUUCUGUGUUUAAACAGAGGAGCAUUACAGACGUACACAAGGCUGCUGUAAAUAAAACAAAUACAUGUA